Molecule: messenger RNA, 975 nt
Organism: Nerophis lumbriciformis (worm pipefish)
Lineage: Eukaryota; Metazoa; Chordata; Actinopteri; Syngnathiformes; Syngnathidae
Source: RefSeq, a predicted model, not a curated record
AUGGCGUCCAACCACAUCCUGCGCAGCUACUCCAUCAUCCCGUGUUUCAUCUUUGUAGAGCUUGUCAUCAUGUCCGGCACGGUUCUGCUGGCCUACUACAUGGAGUGCACCGACCUUUUCAGCGUACACGUGCAGGGCUUCUUCUGCAACGAUGCUGAGCUGAUGAAGCCGUAUCCCGGAACGGAAGAGGCCAGCUUUGUACCCCCUCUCAUCUUAUACUGUGUGGUGGCCGCUGCUCCAACUGCUAUUAUUUUUGUCGGAGAGGUGUCCAUGUACGCCAUGAAAUCGACAAGGGAAUCUCUCUUAGCCCAGGAGAAGACCAUCGUAACUGGUGAUUGCUGUUACCUCAACCCUCUUAUUCGCCGUGUUAUACGCUUCAUAGGUGUGUUUGCAUUUGGCCUGUUUGCCACAGACAUCUUCGUCAAUGCGGGCCAGGUGGUCACAGGUGGUCUCUCGCCCUACUUUCUGUCAGUGUGCAAACCCAACUACACUGGCACCGAGUGCCGCCUGACUCACCAGUUUAUCACCAACGGCAACAUCUGUACUGGAAACCCCAUCAUCGUUGGGAACGCCCGCCGCUCUUUUCCGUCCAAAGACGCCUCCCUGAGCGUUUACUCUGCUGUUUAUCUGACAAUGUACAUCACCAGUACCAUCAAGACCAAGUCCAGCCGCUUGGCCAAGCCAGUACUCUGUCUAGGCACUCUCUGUUCAGCCUUCCUCACCGGACUCAAUCGGGUCUCAGAGUACCGAAACCACUGUUCAGAUGUGGUUGCUGGAUUCAUACUGGGAUCAGCGGUUGCACUUUUUCUGGGAGUGUGUGUGGUGAACAACUUCAAAGGUGUCCACGGUGCGACAACUAAGCAGAAGAGCGAGGAGUACCGCGGCCUCCCCCUGAUGACUUUCCCUCGCGUCGAGAGUCCUCUAGAGACCCUCAGUGCACAGAACCACUCGGCAUCAAUGACGGAGGUCACAUGA